This is a messenger RNA of Dioszegia hungarica, 1263 nucleotides long. RefSeq lists its product as uncharacterized. The transcript has 5 exons. NCBI's taxonomy places the organism in Eukaryota, Fungi, Basidiomycota, Tremellomycetes, Tremellales, Bulleribasidiaceae. The record is from RefSeq and is a predicted model, not a curated record. Bases 1 to 1263 code for a protein of 420 amino acids.
AUGCUUCAUGUUCUCGCCCUCUUACCUCUCCUGAGCCCGCUCGCCAUGCUCGCGUCAGCCCGCGACCAACCCGGCGACAGCAGGCGCAUCACCCUGACGGACGGAGGGCUCCAUCCCGGCGCCGACAAGUACGUCGAGUUCAUCAAAGACGGACUCAAGCAUACAGCGCACGAGCUGGUGUACGAGUACGGUUUCAAGCAGGAUGACCUCGGGCUCGGAUGGUAUUUCACCUUGAUCACGACCAAGAACCUCCAGACCGGUGCCGUCGACUCCGGGCCGUUUGAGCCGGACAAGUCAGGCCCGGAUUUCAAGGUAGUGUCAUGCGUCAGACUGGGGAUUGAAGGAUGCCAACAUGAACAGCAGUCCGGUGCCGCACUGACGGGAGACCCAGAAUGCACGAAGCGUAUAUGUGAUGUGUUGACGGGGUGCGAGAAGGGGAAGUACAAAGGAUGGCGCAUGAAAGGGCAGUUGAGAUUCUGCUGCAGAUUGUGCACCGAGUUGUACCUCGCCUCCCUGCCCUCCUUUCCGCCCGACCGAAGGGGGCAACAAGAUACGCAAGAGCCCAUACGUGCCACAUCCCAGCUGCAACAGGUUUCGACCUGUCUCCAUUGCAAUUGGCCUCCAACUCGACCAAAGACGGGUAUCGUAGCUCUAGACGCAGAGCUUCAAGCUAUCGGUACCGCGCAUACAUACAUCUCUGACUUACAACGCAUUAGCGCUAGUACAGUAGUCGUCAAUAGAUACAGCACAGGCUCAAGACAAUCUCUGCUAGUGUCUGUCACUGCAACCAGCACGAUGCCCUCCCUAGCCCAAUACUCCCUGAUCCUCCCUCUCCUCGCCAUGCUAGCCAUGCCAGCCACCGCGACCCCCGCGCAAGUCAUCAUCAUCCCCCGCGACCCCAAAGCCAAAAGUCUCGCCGAGAUCCAUAUCGGCGGCGUGAACAUUGACGAGACCGUCCACAAGCUCGUUUUUGAGGUGGACGACAAAGACCCCAAAGGGCCUUUUCGGUUGGUUUAUUGGCAAAACUUGCUUAAUGGUCAUGAAGGAGCAAGUGAGACGUGGGAGGGCGGGGCUGGCGCUUUUGGGUGCCACCUCGAGCGCAACACCGACCCCUUUACAGGCCACACAUUCCGCCUUCAAGCCAAGAGCGCUACCUAUCAGAAUGAGUGCGGGUGGUACGGUGGAGUCAGGUUAGUCUGUACCGGCAAAAAAUCGACCUGUUCGGAAGAUUGGGGCGAGGGUAGACGGCCCGGAUCCAGCUGA